Anthonomus grandis grandis is the source of this 1989-nucleotide messenger RNA. Its product is annotated as RNA-binding protein 28. The record is from RefSeq and is a predicted model, not a curated record. NCBI's taxonomy places the organism in Eukaryota, Metazoa, Arthropoda, Insecta, Coleoptera, Curculionidae. The transcript is spliced from 4 exons. Gene Ontology annotation, molecular function: RNA binding. Bases 217 to 1956 code for a protein of 579 amino acids.
CCUUAGAGAGUUAGAGGCAACCUUAGAGACUCAAGUGUCAGAUGUCAAACACCACGUGUCAAAAAAAGAAAUUGGUUAUGUUGUUGUUUUGAAUAUCAUUUGAUUUGAUUAAGUUUCCCAAAUGUGAAUAUACUUUAAGUUUAGUUUAGAAACUGAACGUAAUUAUUGAUAAAUUGCCUACUUUUUUAAUACAUAAGUAUCGUAGAUAAGUCCAUAAUGGGAAAAUUUCAGAAAAAUAAGAAAGAUCAUUCGUAUGAGGCCUCGGAAAAACCGAAAUUUGCGAAGAACAAAACUAACAAAAAAAGGCCACCAUUGAACAGGAAAGAGCACAAAGAAAUCUUAAAGAAAAAAAGAGCUCGCCUGAUCAUCAAAAAUCUUCCAUUUAAAGCUACAGAAGAGAACCUUAAGGAGCACUUUGGCAAAUAUGGGGAAGUUGAAAGUGUUAAUAUCCUAAAGAAACCUGAUGGGAAAAUGGUCGGUUGUGCUUUUAUUCAGUUUAAUUUGGUCCAAUUUGCUAAACAGGCACGACAUUAUACACAUAACCAGCCAUUCCUAGGCAGGAAUAUAGAGGUCGAUUUUGCAAAGGCAAAGGACAAAUAUGUGAAAGAGAAAACUGUAAACUCUGAGGCAGAUCCUGAAAUAAAAAAAGAAGAUGAUAAAAAGGAGGUAAUAGAAAUAAAGGAUGAGCCAGAUUCAGAAGAAGACAAUGACAAUUCUGAUAAUAGUGAAGAUGAUGAGGUGGAAGAAACAGCUUCCCAAACUUCAAAUCAGAAGAAACCCUUUCAAUCUCAUGAUGUUAAUGAGGGCAAGACAGUAUUUAUAAAAAAUGUACCGUAUGAUGCAACAAAUGAAGAUUUGAGACAAUGUAUGGGUCAGUUUGGACCUACUUACUAUGCAUUGAUCUGUGUUGAUAAGUUGACUGAGCAUUCUAGAGGAAGUGCAUUUGUUAAAUUUGUGAAUAAAGAAGAUGCAGAUAAAGCAUUAGCCGCCGGAACAGAAUUAACGUUGAAGGGUAACAUCCUAGACUGUCAUCCUGCUAUAGACCGGAAUGAUCUUAAGAAGAAGGAAAAGGAACAGAAAGAGCAAAAAGGAAAGCCUAAGGAUUCUAGAAAUUUAUAUUUAGUAAAAGAAGGAGUCAUUCUAGCUGGGUCAAAAUCCGCAGAGGGUGUAUCUGCAAGCGAUAUGGCUAAACGGCUACAGAUUGAGCAAUAUAAAACGCAAAUGCUACGCAACCUUAACACAUUCGUUUCAAAAGAUCGUCUAGUAGUACACAAUUUGCCACCGACCUGGGAUGAUAAGAAAUUGAAAAUGCUUUUUCAAAAGCAUGGUGGUAAAGGGGCUGUAGUAAGAGAGGCAAGAAUAAUGCGAAACAUGAAAAAAUUAGACGCCAAAGGGGUAGGAGAAUCUAAACAGUUCGGUUUCGUUGCUUUUACAAGUCACGAACACGCAUUAGCUGCAUUAAGGUCACUCAACAAUAAUCCCAAUGUAUUUUCUGCGCAAAAGCGGCCUAUCAUAACAUUCAGUAUAGAAAGUAAAACAGCUCUAAAAGCUAAAAUUAAACGACAGGAAAAGUCUCGACUGAAAAAUCCCAAAUCGAAAGACUUCGACCCGAAUUUGGUAAAAAAAGAGCAGACAGAAGCAACCGGUGAAGAGCCCGAUAUAAAACCGUACGCUGGUGUUACAACAACAGAAGGCAAAGUUCAAAAAAUGAGGAGCAGAUAUAAGCUGACCGAGCAGGCCAAGUUGCACUACAAGACUUUGAAGAAAGAAAAGCGGAAACAGAAAAUGGCUAAAAAGACACUUCAGGAAAAACAGAAACAAUUCAUUAAACAGCCAAAACAAAAAAUUAAUAAGGUGAAACAGGAGGAUAAUUUUUCAAAGAUGGUGAGCAACUAUAAAAAGAAACUUAUUGGUGGAAUGCAAGAUUUGAAGAAGUCGAAGUGGUACAGUGAGUGAUGUUUAGAUGCUUAUUAAAUUGUUUUUUUUAAA